Anthonomus grandis grandis is the source of this 5201-nucleotide messenger RNA. Its product is annotated as discoidin domain-containing receptor tyrosine kinase B-like. Gene Ontology annotation, cellular component: signaling receptor complex. The transcript has 21 exons. The record is from RefSeq and is a predicted model, not a curated record. Gene Ontology annotation, molecular function: protein tyrosine kinase collagen receptor activity; ATP binding; collagen binding. Lineage: Eukaryota; Metazoa; Arthropoda; Insecta; Coleoptera; Curculionidae. Gene Ontology annotation, biological process: protein phosphorylation; positive regulation of kinase activity; multicellular organism development. The coding region runs from base 499 to 3351 and encodes 950 amino acids.
GAAACUUCCAACGGGGGCGAAGUUUCCACAGUUUUGCCGCUUAUUUAUCCGCCACGGAGUUUAUAAGUUGUAUUACCGGCCUGAGAACUAAUAGGUUUCACAUGCAAGAAGUGCUCUACCAAAUGUUUAUUUUUUUUUUUUGGAACUUAGUCUACAGAAGCACGUGGCUGUAACUUCCAAGCUAUGAAAGUUUUUAGCAUUUAUUUGUGGAUGAUAAUUGUAAAACACCUGAAGCUUUCCAGGCUGAAGAACUCCUCGAAGAACUCUUAAACGGUUUAUCAGCAAUCAGACCGAAAUCCUGCCGUAUCUCGACGCCGAUCUCGCUCGCUCGCUCCCCCAGAAUCAGUUUAAAAAUCAGAAUUCAGGAAAUUUGAAAUUCGAACCAAUUUUUUUCCUACCGGAACAAUCCCGACACUAAAAUAACAUUUGUACAGGGCGUCCUGGGUCAAGAUAAUGCCUUGUGAAGUUCGGUAGUGUUCGGAAGGACUAUUAAGGGAUAUGGCAGUGCUCCGUAGCAUCCUGCUUAGUGUCCUUAUAGGGGCGACGUACGCCACUGAUAACGGACAAUGCAGGUCGGCCUUGGGCAUGGAAGAAGGGCGCAUCCCUGACCACGCGAUAUCCGCCAGUUCAUCCUACGAGGCGAAGAGCGUGGGACCUCAAAAUGCGAGGAUUCGUCAGGAGAAAAACGGGGGCGCGUGGUGCCCCAAGGCGCAGAUCAGCAGCGAUAUUAAGGAGUACCUCGAAGUGGACCUCCAGCGGAACCAUCUGAUGACCUGGACAGAGACCCAGGGUCGGUUUGGUAAUGGACAAGGACAAGAAUAUGCCGAGGCCUUCCUGGUGGAGUACUGGAGAAGCUCCUUGGGGCAGUGGGUCACUUAUAAGGAUUCCCGAGGAGAGAAGGUCCUGACUGGAAACAGUAACACGUACCUGGUGGUGCGCCAAAGACUAGAGCUACCCUUUGUCGCGUCCAAGGUGCGUUUCAUCCCUUACAGCGAGCACCCCCGUACCGUCUGCAUGAGGGUGGAACUGUACGGCUGCCCCUGGGAACAGAGUCUGAUAAGAUACGACGCGCCGAGGGGCGAAAUUAAGGAACCGGACGUGGAUCUGGAGGACAUCAGCUACGACGGCCUCCUGGAGGGCAGGGACAUGCGGGGAGGCCUGGGGCAGCUGGUGGACGGCCUCUAUGGCGACGACGAUUACCAGAAACAGCUCAAUGGUGAACAAUCUGGCAGUAGAUGGGUCGGCUGGUCCAACGAGUUCAGAAACGGCGAACCCCUGGAGAUCACGAUAGAGUUCGACGGUCUCAGGGAGUUCAACGCGGUCCACCUGCACACCAACAACAUGUUCACCAGGGGCGUGCAACUUUUUGGCAAAGCGGAAAUCUGGUUCAGUCUGGACGGAAUCCGAUAUCAACCGGAUCCAGUGAUCACCACCAUAGAACCGGAUCGCACCCACGAGGCCGCCCGGAAUGUCACCAUUGCCCUUAAGGGAAAACCAGCCAGGUUUAUCAAGCUCCGCCUGUAUUUCUCCGACCAGUGGAUCCUCCUGAGCGAAAUGUCUUUUGAGUCACUCCUCCUGGCGAACAACUUGACGGUGGACGACCUGGAGAAGUACUACUUGCUCCCGGAGGAUCCGGUGUCCACCACCGUCCCUAAGGGCGAAACCACCCAUGCCAGGAAGGAAGUCACCCCCGCCACCAGCCCUACCAGCAUAGGGCAGGCCUAUAUAGGGCUGAUCACCGGGGUGAUGGCCAUGGUGAUCCUCCUGGUGGUGUGCACGGUGUUCCUAAUGGUGCGCCGCGGGAAGAAGAAGGUACAUACGGUGGCGUUGCUGCACAAACAUACCGCCUUGGUGUCCAGCAGUACCAAGCCCACUACGAUCAAUAUGAAAGACUUGAAGACUCUGUCCACUCCGAUAAUUAAUAACGGGCUGUCCAGGUCCAGGGUGUCAGUGAAGAGCAAAAGUGGGACUUUAACACCUGGGGAUGGCACCGUUUUGAAGCAAAAGAAGUGCAACUUAUACGGACACGUCAAUGGCGAAGAGUCCGACAGCGAAAACUCUUCCGUUUACCAUGAGCCUUACAAGCUACUGCCCAAUGGUAAGCAAGAGUAUGGCUGUCUACUGAAGAAGGACGUCAUCACUUCGAGUAAAAGUGCCGACUAUGCUGAUUUCACUGGACCAAACGGGUUUCCCGAGGACCUGAAGUUUUCCUCGCCGUCGUUCUACAAUUUGACGCCUCCCCCGCCUCCCACCUCCCGUCCCCCCACUUACGAUCAGAACUUUCAAAUCCCCAACGGCACCCCCAACGGGGUCAUACAUUCGGAAAACUACUACGCCGCCACCGAUAUUAUUAAGGGUGAACGGAGAGAACAACACUUCACCCCAGGUAGGUUCACCCCGAUCAAACUACCGGAAGGGCCUCCGCUAGAGGGCGUAGCUCAUCUCCUAGAUUUCCCGAGACAUCGACUGAGACUCCUAGAGAAACUGGGAGAGGGAGACUUCGGGAUGGUUCACCUGUGCGAGGCUGAAGGCCUCCCGGAUUUCAACGGAGGCUCCUCCUUCCACAAGAAGCAACUGGUGAUCGUGAAAAGCUUGUGGCGCGGAUGUGGUGAUGCCAAACGCCACGAAUUCCUAAGGGAAACCUCUUGGUUGGCCGGUUUAAGGGAUGCGAACUUGGCGAGGGUGGUGGGACUGUGUAGCCAGGACGAGCCGAUGUGCGCCCUGUUGGAACACGCGGAGGGCAACGAGCUCCCGAAGUUUCUCGCGCCCAAGGUGACCUUCGAGGAUGGAAACCCCGUGGCGCCCACCGUCAGCUACGGAUCGCUGAUCUACGUGGCGACCCAGAUAGCCUCCGGAAUGAAGUACCUGGAGUCCCUGGAUCUGGUCCAUAGGGACCUGGCGGCAAGGAAUUGCGUUAUAGACAAGAAUUACACCGUAAAAGUCUCAGAUCAUGCCAUGUACUGUGACAGGUAUGAGAGUGAGUAUUACAUAAGCGAUACGAAGGCCAGGUUGCCCCUGAGGUGGAUGUCCUGGGAGGCCCUUUUACUGGGCCGACAAACGACCAAAAGUGACGUCUGGUCGUUCGCGGUCACCCUCUGGGAGAUUUUGAUGUUGUGCACGCAGCAACCGUACGCGGAACUCACCAGCGAGCAAGUGGUCGAGAAUUCGAACCAUUGGUACCAAAACGACGGGUGUCAACGGUACCUCCCGAGGCCCCCCUUGUGCCCCAGGGAGAUCUACGACCUGAUGGGAGAAUGCUGGAAACGUAACGGCCCCGAUAGGCCCAGAUUCUCCGAGAUCCACCUUUUCUUGCAAAGGAAAAACCUCGGGUUUAACCCUAACGUUGUAUAGGCCACGCAUUAUAAUACGACAUAUCCGCGACGGUAUAUUGUACAUUACAGAUUUGGUUCGGGACUCAAAUGAAACAGGAAUUAUUAGAUAGCGAAAAUAAUAAUUGAAUGUUAUACAGGGUGGCCCCGAGAAAGGGGGGCGCGUCAGUAGAUUUUUUACCCUUCGAGCUGUACAUUCUGGUCGCUUCUAGAUUUAUAUGUAGAGUGUACCCUUGAAUGGGACACCCUGUAAGAUGUUUUUUAGGUUUUUAAAUGUGAUAUUCAUUCAAUUCCUAUAGGAAAUUAAAAUGGCAAUUUAAGCACCUUAAAUCAACGAACCUUAAAUCCGGUGGUCAUGGAGGCCCUGGGGCAUCUUUGAGGUGCUUAGUUGUAAUACUUGAAAAAUAUUCUCUGACCAAUUAGUAGUGGAAAUAUAAAUUAAAUAACGCCUCCUUUUGUAUUAUAUUUUCAUAUACAGGGUAUAAGCUCUGUAUAAACUCGCGAGGACUGAAUAAGACUGUUUGAACCUCUUGUAUUAAUUGUUAAUGUAAAAAAUACAUAUAUGUAAUCGUUUUUUGAAAAUAUCGUGAAUUUUUGCAUAUCUCUUUAUUAACAAAAAAGUAUCCUUUCAUUAUUAAACAGUAAUAAUAUAUUAUUAAUUACUAUGUAAAUUGUUGUAAAAGAUCCUGAAGAGAAAUGCUCAAAUAUGUACAAAAAAAAAUUCUGGUUGUACCCUCUCCCCGUCCCACCCCCACCCCAAAAAAAAGAAUGUUUUUCAAGUAUCUAAUUGUACAAAAAAAAACUGUACAUUUUUUGUUUCAAACGCGAUUCUAAAAGUACUGUUUAAUGCAGUAUGUAAAACGUCAAAUUUGUGAUUUACGAAUAAUAAUAAUAAUAAUAAUAUUAUGGAAUUUUUCGAAUAAACAUAAGGCUCUCCCCCACCCCUUUUCAAAUAUUUACUGCCAAUUAUUGUACAUAAUGAAACUCUUAAACCGCCCCCGGUAAGUAACGGACGGCGGCCAUCUUGGAUAGCCACGUGACGCGUCUGUUUACCUAUAGGCCCGAUCACGUGACGCCUGUCAGCUGACCGGGGGGCGUGAUUAUUAUUUCUCAAUUACGAGGGUUAUUCGAAUCUUUUUUUCUCGUGUAAAUACACCCCGAUAAUGUAUAAAUAUAAAAGAAUUGUUCUAGAAUUAUAAGAAGAAAUAUGGGCAUAAAUAAACACUGACGAAAGUUUCGUUCCUUUUUUUAGUUUUAAGGUUCGAGAAAGAAAAAAACAAAAAAAUGUUUGUCAAUAUUUUUAAGAUUAUUAAUUAACUAAUAUAUAGUGACAAAGAAGGUUAAUUUUCUAAAAAAAAAGGCGAAAAAAAAACGAGAUUAUUCUGACCUGGUAUAUAAUAUAACGAAAACAAGGCAGAUAUACAGGGUGCGAAUAAUUUUUUUUAUGGACUUUUCGCCAAUAGUAGCACUAAGACAAUCAGGUGCGUAACUUAUGCUUUUAGUAGGUGAAAAGGCAUAAUUAGGCCACAAAUAGGAUCCCCCACCUCUCACACUUUCAGCCACACCCUACUUGUAGAUUUUCCCAUUUUGUUUCGCUAUUUCCCUUCAAAUCUCUAAGUGUAUGUAAAAAGUGUUGCUAGUAUACCCCCCCCUGACUUUUUCACACGACCAUUUUUAUAUACAUAAAUAAAGUAGGUUGUUUAAUUAAUUGUAUUUUAAUACAUAUCACUUGAUAAUUUUCGAUUUUCACUAAUAUAUAAACAUUACUAACGUCGAAUUGGCAAAUAUGUGUAUUUUUUCCCUUGUAUAUAAUAACAUCUGGAUAUUGUUUAUUUAUUAUUAUGGUUAGGUAUUAAAGAAACAUGACUUGAA